Laetiporus sulphureus 93-53 is the source of this 1172-nucleotide messenger RNA. RefSeq lists its product as uncharacterized. Lineage: Eukaryota; Fungi; Basidiomycota; Agaricomycetes; Polyporales; Laetiporaceae. The coding region runs from base 57 to 971 and encodes 304 amino acids. The record is from RefSeq and is a predicted model, not a curated record. The transcript has 6 exons.
CUCGGCAUUGUGGACGCACUACAAGCGACGGCACAGCUGCAACAACAGUUUCGGGCAUGGCAAACAUAACUCCCGAAGACUUGGAUUUCUUCCGCAAGCAGUCUCUCGAUGAGCGUUAUUACGAUCUAGAGGAGGACGAGCUUGCGUUCUUCAAGAGUCAGACCGGCAUACAGGAUGAGGAAGAACUCAAACAACACAUAAUGAAGGUACAGGAGGAUGCGUUCGAGAUUCAUCCGUAUCCGUGCAUUCGACGUUUCGCUUUCACAAAGCUCAAGAUCUCCCGAUUGCCCGCCUAUGAUCAGCUCCUGAAGCUGGGAAAGGAGAGGAAAGGAGCCAUUUUUCUCGAUAUCGGUUGCUGCUUUGGGAACGACGUAAGGAAAGCCGCCGCAGAUGGUUAUCCCGUCCAGAAUGCCAUAGCCUCUGAUUUACAACCCGAGUUCUGGGAGUUGGGUCACCGUCUCUUCAGAGACACCCCCGAAACGUUCCCGGUGCCUUUCAUUCCAGGCGACGCAUUCAACACCUCCUUCCUCAAACCGGUGCCGCCUCUCUACUCACCUCCGGAGACGCCAGUGCCUGCGCUCUCCUCUCUGACCACACUUACUCCUCUCCUCGGUCACGUCUCCGCCAUACACGCAUCUUCAUUCUUUCACCUCUUCGACGAGGCGCAGCAGCUCCAGCUCGCACGAUCCGUCGCAGGUCUCCUUUCCCCCGCUCCCGGAUCCAUGAUAUUUGGCGAGCACGGUUCUCUCCCGGAGAAAGGGUACAGAACGGAGCAGCUUAGGCCGAACGCGAUGCGCGCCUCUAUGUUCUGCCACUCACCCGACAGCUGGAAGGAGAUAUGGGACGGCCAGGUGUUCGAGAAGGGAACUGUGGAAGUCAAGGCGGUCUUGAAGGAGUGGGACAGGGGCAAUCUAAACAUCACACCUGGAGCGAAGGCUUGGAAGAUGGCGUGGUCGGUGACGAGGCUGUAGUGCCGUUGCGAUGACUGGAGGAGAUUGGAUACUGCCGAUGAGGAUGCUUGUCCUCUAACGAUAGAAUGCCUGUGUUCAUUCAGAUGGAUGCUUCGUAAUUAGCAUGUGUAACUCGACUGGGAAUCCUUCCAUUUUCACCUGCAAGCUCCUUGCCAAAAGAUGUGGUGAGUCAAGAAGAGAAUGGAUGGCUUCGCAAAUAGC